This is a messenger RNA of Mobula hypostoma (lesser devil ray), 3272 nucleotides long. Its product is annotated as early estrogen-induced gene 1 protein-like. The coding region runs from base 270 to 1418 and encodes 382 amino acids. The record is from RefSeq and is a predicted model, not a curated record. The transcript is spliced from 12 exons. Lineage: Eukaryota; Metazoa; Chordata; Chondrichthyes; Myliobatiformes; Myliobatidae.
UGGAGUCCCGUGAAAGAGCCCGAGCGAGGCAGGGCUCAGUGUACCGACGGCUGUUUCUUUAAUUGGGAUCAAACGGACAGACAGUUACGGGGAAGGGGCGAGUCGUGAACGCGAAUCUGGAACUUGCGAAACAUUUCUGCUUCUUCACGGCCAGUGUUAACUUUUCUCUGAAAACAAUCACGAGUGUGGAACUCGCCAGAGCUCUCUAGGAAGUACAACCAUCCCUUUAACACAGCCUUCAAACCGGGGUGGAAGCAGGGGGUCUCUCGAUGGCAUUCCUGACGAAAAGGAAGAGGUUUAAGUUUCUGGUGAGGCUGACGGUGGUGAACCUGUCUGCCGUGCCGUUCGUGAACGGGAUCCUUUUCUGUAAAAUCCGCCUCCUGCAAGGCGGAGGCUUCAGCGAACUGACCUCGAGGGAAGAAGUGCAGGAGAACUCUGUCCACUGGCAGAAGGAAUUUCGCUUCAUGUGCAAGAUGAACGGCAGCCCUGUCACGGGGGUCCUCGAUCCGAGCGUCUGUCGGGUGUCUGUCCGCAAGGAGCUGAAAGGCGGAAAGUCGUUUGUGAAGCUGGGCUUCGUAGACCUGAACCUGGCCGAGUUUGCCGGUGCCGGAUCCACUGCUCGCUGCUGCCUGCUGGAGGGCUACGACACCAAGAACACGCGGCAGGACAACUCCAUCCUCAAGGUAUCCAUCAGUAUGCAGCUACUGUCGGGCGAUCCGUGCUUCAAGACUCCCCAGUCCACGGCCAAGCCCAUCGAGGUCCUGGGCUCUGGGAGCUCGCUGGCGCUGGAUUGUAAAGGUGACGAUGGGACGGGGAGUUCUGACCUGGAGACGGAGACCCUCCGGCUGGAUACCUGCAAGCAGAGGAGUGCCAGGUCCUCCCUGGAGACAGCAGGAAGCCCCGAAGGCGGUGACCGCCCACCAGAGCAGCUGAUCUGGAACAGGCAUUCACGAAAUUCCAGCGCCUCCAGUCAACUGUCCCGAUUCUCAGGUUACAGCUCAGAGGGCUCAGUUUACAUGCUCCGCUUUGAGCCAGCCCACCGGCGGGAAGGAUCUGCCAGUAGCAACCUGUCCUCAGGGAUUGGGAGCAUGGCUGACCUGCCAGACGCGGCGACGGGGAAGGAAGCGUCUCCGGAGACAGUGGCCCCGUUACGUGGGCUCCCCUUCCGCUCGGAGCGGCAGUUGAGGCGGAAGAAUGAGGGAUCGGAGACCCGGCCGACGCAGGUCGACGACACGCGGGUGAAUGCCGACGACGUUGUGGAGCAGAUUCUCCAGGGACAGGACUUCAGCCAGUCCAGCGGCUGUGAAGAUGGCGGACUACAGCUGUACGUGGGUCGAGAUGGGACUGUCCGACUGGGGAACAAACAGACAGAUAACAGGUGGUGUGACUACAAGCCCGUGGUGAUCGAAAUCCACUGAGCCAAACAUUCCAACAAUUUCCCUGCUGCUCUUAUCAACCGGAAUUGUGCGAGGACCUGGAAUUUCUACCGCAGAGCACAAUGGGCAUUUUAUCUUAAAGGACAGUGAACAAUAUCCAGCAGAAAAUGUUGGGGGAAGGAGGAGGCAGCGAGAACCAGCGGAGGUUUGGGGGUGGUGGUGUUGACCCUACCUCAGGUCACCUGCUGGAGAGUGAAGAUUUGGAACCUGGAUGGUGCGAUCGCAAUAAACAUGAACAAUUACAAAACUCAUGAACAGCACCCCACGUUUCUGUGAGGAACUGUCUCCACCAGAUUGGAAUUGUUAACUCUUCCUCUCUGGCCAGUGGUAAUGAGACUUGGUAAAGGGCACCCUAACUUCAUGGUCUAACGUAAUGUAUGAGGAUUGGUUCUAAUGACCUGGGAUUUAGGGUGUAUAUGGGGAGCAGCUGGUGCUAAAUUUCUGAGUGGUUGCACUUUUAAGGUUUGUGAUGCCUAAUAGUGGCGACGAGUCUCUACCCCCUUUCUAAUACCAACCCCUCUUCCUAUACUACCCGCCCCCCCAACUGGGUCAUGAGUCUCAUCAGAACAGUGAGGAUGUCACAUCUGACCAUGACUUCCCCACCAUCUCAAGCUCUAUCCUUGUGUGACUCCCCACCCUGAUGGGAAGCAGAACAGCUUCAGCUCAUCUGAUUGUCUGAGACGGAGUUUUAAAAAAGUGUCGGGUGCUUUUCAAGCUAUUAAACGAGGAAAAGAUUAUUAUUUUUAGAUGCUCUCCUGUUUGUUUUAAUUUGUGAAUUUCUUGAGGUUUCAGGAGAGAUUGGGGAUGGUUGUCUUGUUUUGCGAUUCCACCUUGCUCUGCUCCUGUUGGACCUGGGGAACAAGGGUGACCUUAAGCCAACUAUCCUGUUAAAGCUAGGCAACUUUCGUGCCUCGUGAUUGUUGGGAACGGGACUUAACCUAAAGACGAGUAGCCUAAACUUUUGGAUUUCCUGCUGGUUAUGUACCAGACAAGUUGUCCCUUUUUCUCUUUCAUUCGCCCCUGCCCCCACUUCCCACCUCUGAUCAGUUUGGUUCAAGGAAAAUAGGAAUAAGUAGCCACAUGUUUUUAAUUGUUGAAAUGUGCGGCUCCAGGAAAAUCCCCAAAAGUUCCAGGAUUAUUCUUGGAGGAUAAUCAGCUUUUGCUGCUGUUUUCUGUUCUUCAUGUGGCCCUCCUGAUCCCAGUGGAUUGGUGAGGGAGAAAGGGAUCUUUCCAAUGAGUUCAGAAUUGUCCUGAGCUCAUUCAUGAUGGGGUAUGAAGAAGGGAAGAGGGGAGUUUGACUUGGCCCUUCUGAAGAUGGGUGACAGAGAGAAGAAAUGUUUGUGAUCAAAUAUUUAAGUAAAUUGGGAUGAGAAAGCAGGAGCCAUUCCACAUUUGUCCUCCUCCCUAGGUGUUUCCUGUCCAAAGUUGCAAGCCCCAUAGAUGCCAUCUUGGGUGAGGUGGCCGGUGAUAUAAUUUGCCAGUUGAAUUGUUGUGUUCUUGAUCUUUUGUUCUCUCCUUGUAUGAUCUCUUCUUUCUUUUAGAAUUGUUGCUGAGGAUCUAGAAAUCACAGCCCCUUUACGCCGAGAUUUGUUUAAUACUCUAAAGCCCUCUAGUGGGGGAGAGGGUUGUGGAGACGCCGUGUGAAGAAUAUUUCUGUGAAAUAUUUUUGGGAAUGUGCUGCUUACAGGAUUGACUCAUGUUUCUGUGUUUCUGGAGAAUGGACUUGAUUUUAUUUUUAGAAAUUGUAAUUUAUCAAUAAAAUAUCUUUUAUUUAAAGAAAGUCUUUUGGAGGAAAAUGUAUUUUUAAAUAAGUUUCAUACAUCAAAGUUGCUGGUG